CACUUACCAGCUUUUCUAGUAUUUAGGCAGGCGCUUGGUAGUUAUUCACUUCUCAAGGUACUCUUUCUAAAGAAAGUACUUGUACCGCAUUAAAAGUGUUAAUGUGUUGUAAAAUCUGCACCCAGUCUACAGACUGGUCUUAUCCUGAAUAGCUGUUGCUUUUUGCUAGCUUUUUGCUAGCUUUUGGCUGUUUCAGAGAGCUAAGUAUCAAAAUGAGAGGUUCUGCUAUUUCUCCGGGUGUACUUUUGCUAUAAAGAAGUUUUGACUCUUCAGAGAUGAUCUAUAAUAGAUCACAAUAAUAUAAUCGAAAGUAGAAGUUUGUCUUAAUAUCUAAGGUAGAUUAGCGUUAUCUGUACGAGUAUAUAGUCAAACGCCCUAUAAUCUGUACGUCUGUAAACAUCCUUGGUCUGUAAAACAACUACAUUAGUUUUUUAAAAUUGCGCUAAACAUUUCUUAUUUGGUUUACCAUGUGAUACAAGUUUUUAAACAAAAAACACUUGAUAUUAACCCUUAUACAAUGACGCCAAAAUACUGAUAUCACUUUGGUCGAGCUUCUUCAAUUUGUGAUGUGAAGUGCUGUUGCGGUACCAGGAAAACAAAUUUCUUAAGGCGUUAUAUCCACUUGUAUGUUAUAAAAACCACAUUUUUCUUAAAAAAUUUUUAAAAUGUAUCGAAGGAGGUCGUGUGAAAAAUUCAAAUCGUUCGGUUUUGAAGAACGGGCCUCACGGACUCUGAGAACAGUGCUUCGUGAAAAACUCGUUUAAAGUUUUGGGAGUCGAUUACAUUACAUUUUGGAAAGUAUUAGACUGUUCGAUUUCAAAUUUUCGGAGAAUCUUCUCAAAUAAAAAUACAUCCGAUAUAUAUUGGAUAUAUAUACAGUGGCGGACAAAAGUCUACAUACACCUCCUAUUUCCAUUGAUAUGAGAGUACAAAAAGUUUUUAGAAAAAUGUAUUAAUACAGUUUUAUUCUAAUAUUUAUUAUAAUAACAAUUAACUAAAAAAAUUCAUUAUUUAACAUAAAACAACAAAUUUAUGGAAGAAAAACUCAAAAAUUGCUUUGACAAAAGUCUACAUACAGUUCAAAUCUCAUACUUUGUACAUUGUAAUAUUAACAGUAAGGUAACGUUAGCCUUUUUCUUUUAUUUCAAUAUGUUUAUUGUUUGAUAUUUAUUGAAUUUAGUUGUGGUUUAAACAUUCCAAUAGCUAUAAUAACUCCGCGAAAUGAAAUAUCAAUUGAUGUAAAAAAUUUGGUGAUAAAAGAAAGAAAAGAAAAAAAAUCAUGUGGUGAAAUUUCUAAAAUUUUAAACUUGAGUCGAGCAACAGUACAGACAAUUCUAAAAAACUUUAAAAAUAAUGGUUCCAACGAAAAUAAACCGCGCAGUGGACGCCCAAAAAAACAAUCUCGUAGAGACGUCAGCCUGAUUCUCAACGAAGUAGACCAAAAUCCAAAAGUAAAUGCUCCAAAUAUAGCCGAACGCAUAGUAAGUGCGUCACGAAUGAGUAUCCAACCAAGAACAAUAAAAAAAAACUCUAAACGAUAACGGAUUCCACAGUAGUACACCACGGAAGAAACCGUUUAUUUCUGAAAAAAUCGGAAACUUCGUUUAAAGUUCGCCAAAAAACACAAAGAAAAGGAAAUGGAUUUUUGGAAAAAAGUUUCAUUUACAGAUGAUUCUAAAUUCACCCUUUUUGGUAGUGAAGAAAGGGCUAAAAUUUGAAGGAAAACUAACGCCACGCUUGAACCGAAGAACGUAGUAUCAAUUGUGAAGCUCGGUGGCGGCAGCGUAAUGGUUUGGGGAGCUGUUGCGGCCUCUGGAGUUAGAAAUUCGGACUUUAUUGAAGGUGAAAUGGACGGUUAUAAGUAGAAGUCUCUGUUGGAACAUAAUUUGAAGCCUUUGGUGGAUAAUUUAGAACUCGGUUCCAGUCGGAUAUUUCAACAAGAUAACGAUCCGAUGCAUGCGGCGCAAAUUGUUAAGGACUGGUUGCUUUAUUAUACUCCAAGGCAAUUAAAUACACCACUUCAAAGUCUAAAUAUGAAUAUUAUUGAACAUGUCUAGGAGAUUUUGGAGCGUAGAAUUAGAAAGCACCAAGUUUCUAGCUCUGCUAUACUCUAAGAGCGCAUAUUGGGACCUUGGAACAGCAUUACAUCUGCAGCGUUGACAAAUUUAGCAGAAUCAAUGCCACGGUGUCUUCAAGCAGUUAUAGAUGCCAAUGGGGACCCAACUAAAUACUAAAACGUCUUAAUAACUAGCAUUUUGUAAAGUUUUUCGCACUGAACUAAGCUAUUUUUGUACUGUAUGUAGACUUUUGUCAACACAAUAUUUGAGUUUUUAUUCCAUAAAUUUGUAGUUUUAUAUUAAUUAACGGAUUUUUUAAGUUUGUUGUUAUUAGAAAGAAGAUUAGAAUAAAACUGUAUCAACACAUUUUUCUAAAAAGUUUUUGCACUCUCACAUCGAAGAAAACAGGGGGUGUAUGUAGACUUUUGUCCGCCACUGUAUAUACGAGUAUUUUUUAUUGGAAUACGCUAUUGGAUCUAAGUAAUUGCUUUUAUCAGUUAUCUACCACUGCUCGAAGGCUUCUGAUUUGUUAGACCCGACUGCUUUUGAUGCAUGUAAUGAGCCGAACACACGAUUUAUCGAACAUUAGUCACGCACACAAAUUACUCGGUUAGUGACCGUCGCCAAAUUAAAUAUCACUUUGCAUAGGUCAAAAACGAAGAAUAACUCAUUACCUAAGUGUUUAAUUACAUCAACGACGACGUUCCGUCGGCCGUCCCACAUUGUAAAUGAGUAUCCUCGUGGUAAUGUCAUAUGUCUGCAGCACAUUUGCCCACACAACCAGCCUAUUAAUCUGUGUAUUUAUACGACUGCCUUCGAUAAAUUAGUUAAUUUGAUUAAGAACAUUCGUCACGCAAGCAAAACUUUCGGAGUUAAAUGGCAAAUACUCAAGAAACCAAAAAAAUUGUGAAAACUUAUUGCAGAGGCAAUGUGAAGAAGUUUCUUAAGGAGACCACAUUGCAUGGCUUGAAAUAUCUGGCUGAUGAUAGCAUCACCAUUUGGGAGAAGUCCUUCUUUUUGUGCGCCUUUCUUGCGGCCAUCAUAGUAACGGCCAAUCUAAUUGCGAAUGUGUAUGCCAAAUGGAUUAGCACACCCGUAAUUAUUGGCAUAAGUCCACAUCCCACGUCCAUAUUGAGUACACCAUUUCCAGCUAUAACUGUUUGUAAUAUGAAUCAGGUGAUGGCGAGUCGUGUGGCGAAUUAUACAACUGAUUCCAGCGAGGGUGUCUUGUUAAAACUACUAUGCAAUAUGGGAUCAAUAAUAGAUGAAGAAUUAAUGGAGUCACCAAAUUUUAAGUCUAACAAUUUGACAUUUUCAACAUUUUUACAUGAGCACGCACAACCAUGCUCCCGUAUGCUACUCUCUUGUUCGAUUGGUUCCUCUGUACAAAACUGUUCAGAUCUAUUUCAUGAAAUUAUGACCGACGAGGGUCUUUGCUGCGUUUUCAACGUUUUACAUCCUGAUUUUCUAUUCAAGGGCAACACCAACAAAAUAAUUAGCGACUAUGAACGUGCCGAUAAUGUUAUACCAAUCGAUUGGAAUCCGGAAAGUGGUUAUCCCAAAAUUUUACCAAAAAAUUACUAUCCACGUGCAGCAUCUGGAACGGGUGUCUCAAUGGGUCUAACGCUGAUAUUAGAUGCCGAAAUAGAUAAUUAUUAUUGCUCAACAACCAAUGGACCUGGUUUUAAGAUCGGCAUGCACAAUGCAAUCGAAGCGACCACAAUCAGAGAGACCGCGCUCAUUUUGCCUUUAGGUUUCGAGACUCGUUUGCGUAUCGAUGUUAUUAGUACCGAAGCCACCGCCACCGUACGCAAUUUACGCAGUAAUGAUCGCCAGUGCCUUUUUAAUGGCGAGGAGAAUUUACUCUAUUUCGCACAUUAUUCGCGACGCAAUUGCGAGAGUGAAUGCCAAGUGAAAUAUAUCUAUGAACAAUGCAAGUGUGUACCGUUCAAUUUACCGUUGCUUUUUGAAAAUGCAACUAUAUGCAAUGUGCAACAAACAAAUUGCACCAGCUUAGCCGAAAAUAAGUGGAUGAAGGGUGACGGUGGCAGUAGUUGUCGUAAGUGCUGUUUACCCGCUUGCUUUGAUUUGAGCUAUAAAGCCGAUGCUACUUCGACACCUUUACGUGCUUACAACUAUCUGACCCCACCAAGUAUACUAAAGAAUAUGUCAAUGGAAUAUAUUAACAAGAAUGUUGCGGUGGUGCAUUUCUUCUAUCGCGAAUCUGUAUUCCAUGGUGAUCUGAAAAAUGUCUAUGUCGGCUUUACAGAGUUUCUAUCUAAUACUGGCGGCAUUAUGGGCUUGUUUAUGGGAUUUAGUUUCAUAUCUGUUGCCGAAGUAAUUUAUUUUGCUUUCAUGCGUCCCAUAUUCGAGUUGAUUUUGCCGUUGAGAAGGAAAAGAAUGAUCCAACGCAGAGCUAACUCAAUGUUGGGUUUGAGACCGCAUUUUCAACCGUAUCAUCGAUUUCUGAGAGCUAACUAAAUGACGGUGAGAACAGUGUGACUCUUAUUCGAUUACAUGAAUGCCUAUGCAGUUGAUGGGUUCGCCAUAAUAUUAGAAUAAAAUAAAAUAAAAAUAAAUUAUAUUUCACGAAUAAAGUUGAAAAUCCAAGCUCCUCAUUUGCUCAGUUGUUUUAGAAUUGUGAUUAUUUUUUAUGCUGAUUGU
Bactrocera dorsalis (oriental fruit fly) is the source of this 4721-nucleotide messenger RNA. RefSeq names its product pickpocket protein 28 (gene ppk12). The record is from RefSeq and is a predicted model, not a curated record. The transcript is spliced from 8 exons. Lineage: Eukaryota; Metazoa; Arthropoda; Insecta; Diptera; Tephritidae. Gene Ontology annotation, biological process: sodium ion transmembrane transport. Gene Ontology annotation, cellular component: membrane. Gene Ontology annotation, molecular function: ligand-gated sodium channel activity. The coding region runs from base 2934 to 4538 and encodes 534 amino acids.